CCGCACCAAUAUCCAUCGGCAUCCCCAAGCGAUGCUAUAGUAACCCCACGCUUUCCUUCGUCGACGUUCAUCCACAGACCUGUCUGUGGCUGCGGCAGAAGACGCUGGGCUCGUGGUUCUCGCUAUCCGAGGCACAAGGACCAGCCGCUUGUUCAAAACUUCUCCCCCUGGCACCACUCUGCCAUCAAUCCGUAAACCCUAAAGGAGUCCGGUCGGUCCACGCAUGGCUUCUGAGACGGAGGGUUUCUUGGAGUAUUCUUGUAGGUCUGGACGUUUGCUUGGGUUGGACCGGUGUUGAGAUCGUUUGACAAUUUACGGCCUUUUGAAGGGUCCUCUGCGGGAGAUUGUAGUUUGCAGCGCAGUUCAAGUGAAGGUAAUGGAGGCUACGCUAUUUGGUGGUGGAUGACAAAGUCAGUUCCCCUGACUUCAUUAAUCCAUGGUUAUGCGAUUCUCAGGACUGAUCUCGAUACCUUGGAGCCGUUGCAAGGGAUACAUUGGAAAUCAAGUCGAUUGCAUCUUGGUGUUCACAGGAUCGAAAACAGGCAGAGCAACGGCAUGGAAUCUGAAUCUAGGUUAGGUCGAAUGAUGGACAUGACACCUUUGGGGUCGGGAUUGCAAGGGCAACCUGUUCCUGGUGGAGCUGCGCUCGGCCUUGGGCCUUCGUUGGAGAAUUCGUUGCCGCAACCCAUGUACACUCGGGGGUCUGGGCAGGUAAUGACAGAAGAGCAGCUCGAAACAUUGCGACGACAGAUUUCGGUGUAUGCAACAAUCUGUCAACAACUUGUUGAAAUGCACAAAGCGAGUGUUUCACAACAAGCAUCUCUUCCUGGCAUUCUAGCAAGUGGUCAGAUUGUGUCGAUGGACCAUCUCACUGGAACACCCCCUCACAAAUCGACAGCAAGACAGCGGUGGACCCCCAGCCAACAUCAGCUGCAAAUUUUAGAAAAGUUGUUUGAGCAAGGCAGUGGCACACCCAACAAACAGCGCAUUAAAGAGAUUACUGCCGAACUCAGUCAGCAUGGUGCAAUCUCGGAGACAAAUGUGUACAACUGGUUUCAGAAUCGCAAAGCCCGAGCCAAAAGGAAGCAGCAAUUGGUUACCCCAAGGGAUGGUGAAUCGGAAGCAGAUACAGAUGUAGAGUCACCAAAGGAAAAACGUACAAGACAGGAAGGUGAACAAAAUCAGGACGAAUCAGGGGGUGUUGGUGAUACAAAUGGUGGAGGCAACUCUGAUGGAGCUGGAAAUGGGGUUCCUGAGCAAAGAGCUGCCAACUUUGACCAGCAGGAUGCCGCUUCGUCUGCGCUGCUGCAUUCACAAACAGAUACUAAACCUGAUAUAUCAUCAUUUAACAGGAGUGCUGGGUUCGAUCCUCAUAAUGUAUCUCAAGGCAUCCCUCCCAUGAUGAGUUAAGCGGCAUGCAGCUGGUCUUGUAAUCUUGGUAUUUACGGAUUGAACUUGGUAGCAUUGCGAUUAGUGUCCAGCAAGCAAUACUGUGUCAAGCUAUGGGUCUGCCAAUGUCCUGUAACGGCUGCAACAGAAUUCCUGCCUGGCCAAGUUGGGCCACGAAGACCAAUAUUCGUCGUUUCUCUGCAUCUGAAUCAAGCACGAUGGCAAUCUCAUCAAGAGACUACGCAACGACGCGUUCUACACCACACUUUCAUGUCUGGCAAAAGUACCCUUUUCUUGCCGUUUCGACAAUGUUUGUGAACAAGUCCCUUUCUGUCCAGGCUCUUCACAAGCUCCGGAGUGCCACACCACUCACGGUCAAGUGCCAAAUGAAUGAGGGGUGGAAAAGCAGGGAAGAAUGAUUUUUUUCCAAUGCAUUCUUCAAGUGUGGAGAGGGUUGAAAAUAGAGGCAUAGCCUUGACCUUUCUUCUACAUAAAGUUUUGUUCUAUUGAGUUGUAAAUGAGGCAAGGUCCAGCACCCAUCUCUACAGUUUCACAAAGAUGAGAAACUGCUC
Physcomitrium patens is the source of this 1961-nucleotide messenger RNA. NCBI's taxonomy places the organism in Eukaryota, Viridiplantae, Streptophyta, Bryopsida, Funariales, Funariaceae. The record is from RefSeq and is a predicted model, not a curated record.